UCGCCAGCCAUGAAGGUCGCCAUCAUCUUCACCGCCGCCGGCCUUCUGCUGGUUUAUCUGGUGGUGGCAGUUCCUUUGCAAACCGAAUGCUCCCCUGGGCAAAAGAAGGAAGACCCUUGCAGCACUUGUAUCUGUGCUGAGGAGGGCUACUGGGAGUGCAAUUACACCUGCUUUAAGCAGAAAACAUCGAAACCCUGUAAGCCGGGAACUAUGCUCUCUGAUGGCUGCACCACAUGUACCUGUAACCCAGAUGGGACGACUGCCACAUGUACCAUGAGCGACUGUUCAUCCCAGCUACCUGGAGAGGUUUGUCCAGACUGCGAGCAGAAACCAUAGAAAACGUCUGGUGCUGUGAAGAGUUGCUUGUGAACAAACUAUGAAAUUUCAUGUACUACAGCAUGUAAUUUAUGC
Molecule: messenger RNA, 411 nt
Organism: Schistocerca serialis cubense
Lineage: Eukaryota; Metazoa; Arthropoda; Insecta; Orthoptera; Acrididae
Product: serine protease inhibitor I/II-like
Exons: 4
Coding region: 10-336 (108 amino acids)
Molecular function (GO): peptidase inhibitor activity
Source: RefSeq, a predicted model, not a curated record